GACGACAUGUUCACUGUUGCCUUGUUUUUAUUUUCAAUAAUAUCAACAGAUUUUUUUUUUUAUACAAUUCUUUUUCUUACAUUUUUUAAAAUAUCAUUGAUUUCAAUCAUCUCUGACGCCCCCCUGUCGGGUUGAGGCGGAGUGGCUUGCUUGCUAAACCAGCAACAACCUACUUAGGCUAGCUGAUGUGGCUGGAGGCUAGCUAGCUGUCAGCAGAGGUCUGAAAUUACGGAAAUUGUCAUUCAAUCAUUUUGCUUGCUCUUCAAGGACUCCUGCUGAAUGGGAGAAAUGAGGGCCAUUUGUGAGUGAGAAACUUGUGUGUCUCAGUGAUGUGCCAUGGGGUAUGACGUCACCAGGUUCCAAGGGGAGGUGGAUGAAGACUUGCUGUGUCCCAUCUGCAGCAUGGUACUGGAGGAGCCAGUGCAGGCCCCGCACUGUGAGCAUGCCUUCUGCAACGCCUGCAUCACCCAGUGGUUCAAUCAGCAGCAGAUUUGUCCUGUGGACCGCACCGUGGUGACACUGGCUCACCUCCGGCCUGUGCCCCGCAUCAUGCGCAACAUGCUCUCCAAACUCCAGAUUGCUUGUGACAAUGCUGGCUUCGGCUGCACAGCCACACUGCGGCUAGAUCAACUUCAGUCUCACCUGAAGGACUGUGAGCACAACCCCAAAAGGCCCAUCAACUGUGAGGAGGGCUGUGGGUUAGAGAUGCCAAAAGAUGAGAUGUGCAACCACAACUGCAUCAAGCACUUACGUGGCGUGGUACAGCAGCAGCAGACCAAGAUCUCUGAACUGGAGAAGAAUGCUGUAGAGCACAAGCAUCAGCUGGGGGAACAAAAACGGGACAUCCAGCUGCUAAAAGCCUACAUGAGAGCAAUACGCAGCGCCAACCCCAACAUGCAGAACCUGGAGGAGAGCAUUGAGUACAACGAGAUCCUGGAAUGGGUAAAUUCCCUCCAACCUGCGCGGGUGACACGCUGGGGCGGGAUGAUCUCCACGCCAGACGCAGUUCUCCAGGCGGUCAUCAAGCGUUCACUCAUCGACAGCGGGUGUCCUCUUUCCAUCGUUAAUGACCUGAUUGAGAAUGCCCACGAGCGCAACUGGCCGCAGGGCCUGGCCACGCUGGAGACGCGGCAGAUGAACCGGCGUUACUACGAGAACUACGUUGCCAAGCGGAUCCCUGGGAAACAGGCGGUGGUGUUGAUGGCCUGUGAGAAUCAACACAUGGGAGAGGACAUGAUCCUAGAGCCUGGCCUGGUCAUGAUCUUUGCCCAUGGGGUGGAGGAGAUCUUAUAAGAACGCAAGGAGGGAAGGAGAUUUUAUAAGAAACUAGCCAACAUUAGGAGAAUGUCUAGUAUAGUUUGGCAGAGAGGAGUCCAGACAUUUAUGUCAGGGAUUUAUUCCUCUUUAUAAAAAAAAUACUCCUCUCUAAAAACAUACGAAUUAUGGGUCUAUUUCUCGAUGGAAAAAAUAUAAAAAUACAGACAUUCAACUUAUCAGGUGCAGGAUAGAAGAACGUAUCAAAGAAAAAAUAAAUGGUAUGCUCCCAUGGUGAUGUAAUCAGACCCUAAAGAAAGAAAAUGUUUUGAUCCAUGAAGAUCCAACUCGGAUCGAAACGUUGUCUUUUUUUGCGUCUGAUUAAAUCAUCAUGGGAGCAUACCAGAGUGGCAGACAUAUAUAUAUUUGCGUCUGAUUAAAUCAUCAUGGGAGCAUACCAGAGUGGCAGACAUAUAUAUAUAUUUGUGUCUGAUUAAAUCAUCAUGGGAGCAUACCAGAGUGGCAGACAUAUAUAUUUGUGUCUGAUUAAAUCAUCAUGGGAGCAUACCAGAGUGGCAGACAUAUAUAUAUUUGCGUCUGAUUAAAUUAUCAUGGGAGCAUACCAGAGUGGCAGACAUAUAUAUAUUUGCGUCUGAUUAAAUCAUCAUGGGAGCAUACCAGAGUGGCAGACAUAUAUAUAUUUGCGUCUGAUUAAAUCAUCAUGGGAGCAUACCAGAGUGGCAGACAUAUAUAUAUUUGUGUCUGAUUAAAUCAUCAUGGGAGCAUACCAGAGUGGCAGACAUAUAUAUAUUUGUGUCUGAUUAAAUCAUCAUGGGAGCAUACCAGAGUGGCAGACAUAUAUAUAUUUGUGUCUGAUUAAAUCAUCAUGGGAGCAUACCAGAGUGGCAGACAUAUAUAUAUUUGUGUCUGAUUAAAUCAUCAUGGGAGCAUACCAGAGUGGCAGACAUAUAUAUAUAUUUGUGUCUGAUUAAAUCAUCAUGGGAGCAUACCAGAGUGGCAGACAUAUAUAUAUUUGUGUCUGAUUAAAUCAUCAUGGGAGCAUACCAGAGUGGCAGACAUAUAUAUAUUUGCGUCUGAUUAAAUCAUCAUGGGAGCAUACCAGAGUGGCAGACAUAUAUAUAUUUGCGUCUGAUUAAAUCAUCAUGGGAGCAUACCAGAGUGGCAGACAUAUAUAUAUUUGCGUCUGAUUAAAUCAUCAUGGGAGCAUACCAGAGUGGCAGACAUAUAUAUAUUUGCGUCUGAUUAAAUCAUCAUGGGAGCAUACCAGAGUGGCAGACAUAUAUAUAUUUUUUUUCAAUUUCACAAUGGUUAUGUAAUUGUUUGUCUUUUGAAAGAUGAAAGUGAAAAGGGGUGGGGGGGGGAUUAAGCAGAAUGGAAGAUCUGAAAGAAUCCUAAAAUGACCAGAAGAGGAGUAUUACUUACAUAUGAGCUUAAUAUCUUUGCCUUAAAAGGACAUUUCCAAAAAUACACCUGGAAAAAGAACAUAACUGAUGAUAACCAAGAUAUUCUAAGAUGGAAUGUUUACAAGAGUCACAUAAUGUGCUAUUAAAAGCUUUGUCUGAUCUAAGUUUCUCUAGAUUCCCCCAUCCUACGUCUUCUGUUGUGUAAAUAAAUGAGUAUAAAAAAUUAUGUAAAUACAAAUAUUAUAUUGAAAAAAUAUACCCUCACUAGCUAUUCUUCUUAUACAAUAAUUAGACAAUGUGAUUUUUGUCUGUUGGUUUCCAUCUGCGUUCACACAGGAAGCACAAUUCUGAUUUAUUUUCCCACUAAUUGGUCUUUUGGCCAAUCAGAUCUUUUCACAUCAGAUCAUUUCCAGAGCUGAUCUGAUUGGUCAAAUUAGUGAAAAAAAGAUCAGAAUUGGGCUAUCUGUGUAAACAUUGGCCAUGUGUUUCAGGAUGCUACCUUUGGACAUGUUUUGCUCACUCCAGCAUUGUUUUUCUGUGAAUAUGUCAUGAUGUUUAGCUUAUUUUUUUGUGCCAUGCAUUAUAUUUAUUUAUUUGGAAGACUAUGCUUGAAGAUGUUUUCGUGUUAUGUAAAUACAAUUAAGCUCAUAAUUGUCCUUUUGCUUCUGUUGUACAUAGUCAACAUAAAGUUGGGUCCAACUGACAUUAAACGUUUGGGAUGUAACAUUGUGUAGCCUAAUCUGAUUUAUUUCAAUCAUGAUUGAAGCUUUUUUUGUGUUUUUGACUGUUUUUUUUUUACCAAACUAUUAUCUAAAGGCUUUUAAUAACUGAAUGAAACUAAAAUAACAAACGAAAAGGGACUUGAUCUAAAGACAUGGAGUAAAAAAAUAAAAAUAAAAAAUGGUGGGAAAAAGUACUCAAUUUUCAUACUUGAGUAAGUGUAAAUGCUAUACAUCAAAUUCCUUGUAUUAUGC
This is a messenger RNA of Salvelinus namaycush (lake trout), 3652 nucleotides long. Its product is annotated as E3 ubiquitin-protein ligase NRDP1. The transcript has 7 exons. Gene Ontology annotation, cellular component: plasma membrane signaling receptor complex. The record is from RefSeq and is a predicted model, not a curated record. Gene Ontology annotation, molecular function: zinc ion binding; ubiquitin protein ligase activity. Lineage: Eukaryota; Metazoa; Chordata; Actinopteri; Salmoniformes; Salmonidae. Gene Ontology annotation, biological process: protein K63-linked ubiquitination; positive regulation of JNK cascade; regulation of canonical NF-kappaB signal transduction. Bases 337 to 1293 code for a protein of 318 amino acids.